UUCGCCCAGCUCGGCCUUCCCAGGCCCUCCCGCGCCGCUCAAGAUGGCCGCGGCCGUACGGCCAGCCGCGGAGCCGUGGAACCGCGUGAAGAUCCCCCAGGCGGGGAACUGCAGCACACUGACAGUGCAGGAUCCCAGCGCCACCCUGGAUGUCUGCAUUGCAGCUGUCAUCAAAGCAUGCCACCUCGUCACACGGUCACUCAAGAGCCGGACCUUAGAUGCGGAAGUGGACGUGCUGUGCUCAGUUCUCUACAGCAAUCACAACAGGCUGGGCCACCACAGGCAACAUUUGGCCCUCAGACAGGUAGAACAGUGCUUAAAACGAUUGAAACACAUGAAUUUGGAGGGCUCCAUUGAAGACCUGUCACAGUUGUUGUCCGCCAAUAAAACUCAGCCUGGAGCUACCGAAAACCGUGUGGUGCCCAGCCAGCCGGUGAUGGAGGUGGUGCUGAUGAAGGUUUUGGGAGGCUGCAAGUUGUUGCUGCGCUUGUUGGACCGCUGCUGCAAGACGUUUCUGUUGACUGUGAAGCACUUAGGGCUACGCGAGUUCAUUAUUUUGAACCUUGUGAUGGUUGGGCUGGUGAGCAGGUUAUGGGUUCUCCAUAAAGGACUCUUGCGACGGCUGAUUUCCUUAUAUGAGCCAUUGCUUGGAUUGCAUCAGGAGAUCUCCAGGAUUCAGCCCAUGCCUUACUUCAAAGAUUUUGCCUUUCCCUCCAACAUCACUGACUUUCUAGGCUCCUCUUACCUUGAUAUCUUUAAGGGAAAAACCCCUGCAUCUUUUGCUCCUAAAGGAGUAACUAAGCUGCUAAAUAAACUGUUUUUAAUGAAAGAGCAACUAUCAGAGACCAAUGGAGACACCUUGGAUAAACUUUCCCAACCAUGUGAACAAAUGAAAAGCAGCCCACAGAGCAGCGUGGACCUGGGGCAGCCAGUGAAAGCGUGUAAAAGGACCCGAAAAGAAAAGCCAUUGGGAUUUGACGUGCGGGCUUUCUGCACAAGACUCCGAAACAAAGCUACUCAGGAGACCAGCCAACAGUUUAAAUAUUCCCAAUCCAAACCGAAGACAACCAAACUUUCCUCUCAGAAAUUGAGAACUCACUGGGCUAAUGAUACUGUGCAAAGAAUCCGAAUGACCAAGACAUUCACCCAACUUUCUGAAGAAAUCCAAAUGGCAAUUGCGUGGUCCCGGAGCAAAAAGCUCAAGGCUCAGGCCAUCUAUCUGGGCAACAAACUUCUUAAGACUAAUAGGCUUAGACAUGUGGAAUCUCAAGGUUACAGUUUGCCGAAGAAGCUUCAGUGCAUGAAAACAUCUCUUUGCAAGGGCCUUCUCCGAGGCUUCAGUGUCAGCACUUCAAAGCACCCUCCCAGACAAAGAAGAUCAAAGUAUAAAGUUUUAUCAAGACAAAGGAAACCACAGAGAAAGUUACAGUCAACUCUUAUAAAGGAAACCCAGCAGGUCCCUGAAGGGACUCUGAAAACCACUAGGGACAGCAGUGCUAAGAAGAGAUGCUCUGGUGGGACAGUUCAGAGGUCAGAUGUCUGUCUGAAUGGAGAGCAGGUCUUGAGCAAACUUGCAAAGCCUGACCUAAAAGCUAAGAAGAUGGGGGUCCAUGGGAAUCUGAGAGGGGGCGGUGGAAGUGAAACCGGCCUGCGGACGAAGAGACAGGUGCACAUGCACAGUGCGCCAGGCACCGCUCAAGAGGCAGAUGACAUUGAUGAUAUUUUUGCUUUGAUGGGAGUUUAGAUGUACUUAGGUGAAACUUCUGAGCAGUUAACAAGCUGGUCCAGUGUUCUGCUGUUUUAAGGGGUAUUGCUAAGAUCUGGAAACACUGCUUAGGCUGAGAGCUGCGUCUGUGCAGUAUUCCAGUGUGUGCAUUCCAAUUCAAUAAACAUUGACAGCAGCGUUGUGUAAGUUAA
This is a messenger RNA of Rattus norvegicus (Norway rat), 1917 nucleotides long. RefSeq names its product ribonuclease MRP subunit p64 (gene Rmp64). The transcript has 9 exons. The record is from RefSeq and is marked provisional. NCBI's taxonomy places the organism in Eukaryota, Metazoa, Chordata, Mammalia, Rodentia, Muridae. Bases 44 to 1744 code for a protein of 566 amino acids.